UUACAUGCUGGCGAGAAUUGGUUCUGUAAAUACGAGAGUCCAACGAAGAUUCUGCACAACAAUCCAUAUUUCCUUCUCGCCGAUGCACUCUUCGCAUUUCUUUGUUUCCUUACGCUUAUGCAUGAAAGUCUAGCACUAUCUGUACCGGAUCUGAAUCUGUCAUGGCAUGCUCAGAGUGUGCUCAGCUUUUUUGGCAUGAGAGUGCCACUUGUAUGCUUUCUUCGGAAUCCAUCAAAUGUGUGGAUACACCGCAGAAUGUGUUGCAGAAUGCGCCUCCCUUUGUGGGCGGAAGGUCCAGCAGUUGGUCUUAGUAGCGCGAUGUUGCUUAUUCCGUAUCGUAUUCUGGGAACAAAGCUGCUGUGGUGGACAUGGCACGAUACCGAUCCAACCAUCAAGGACAGGUAUGUAUUCAAAGGUGUUUUCACAGCACUCGUGGAUGUUUUGGACACCGUGGAGCUUGUUCUACUUUUACGCGGCCUGUAUGUGCUCUUUUGUAUGGAUCAUACGCUUGUCCAGGCGAUUGCUGUUAGAAAAGGAAUACGACUGGAG
This is a messenger RNA of Ostertagia ostertagi, 549 nucleotides long. Lineage: Eukaryota; Metazoa; Nematoda; Chromadorea; Rhabditida; Trichostrongylidae. The record is from the annotation of a GenBank genome assembly.